This is a messenger RNA of Cuscuta campestris, 1265 nucleotides long. Lineage: Eukaryota; Viridiplantae; Streptophyta; Magnoliopsida; Solanales; Convolvulaceae. The record is from the annotation of a GenBank genome assembly.
CCUAGCCAAAUUCAAAGAUUGGGCUAACUCAGCUCUCCAGAAAAUUCUUUUCGUCCUCCGUGCUCCUUACAUCCUCAGGAGUCUCAGGACCCUAAUCACUCGCUCUGUGCAACACACAAUAAAGCUUCUUUCAUACUUUACCCUUUAAUCUGAUAUUACUAAGUCAAGCGAGUCGCCUCGCCGGAGGGAUAUACCGCUGCGAUAAAGUUUCCAUCUCAUUGAGCCGCCGAGCUUCAUCCGUCUCACAUCAAAAUGCCUCGGUACUACUGUGACUAUUGCGACACCUACUUGACUCAUGACUCUCCUUCAGUCAGAAAGCAGCACAAUUCUGGAUACAAACACAAGGCAAAUGUAAGGAGUUAUUAUCAAAAGUUUGAGGAACAGCUAACACAGGCUUUGAUAGAUCAAAGGAUCAAAGAGCGCCUUGGGCAGGCAGCAGCAUACCAGCAAAUUGGCGCCGCAUAUACUCAACAUCUUGCAGCAUUCCCAGGCCAACCACCCCGCAUGCCUAUCAUGCCACCUCAUCUUCUUCCUAUUCCUGGAGCCCCAUAUCCCCAAUUACCCCCUGGAGUAAGGCCUCCCAUACUGCCUAGACCUCCUCAAGGCGCUCCAGCUUAUGCAGUGCCUCCGAUGCUUGCACCAGUUCCUGGACAACCCCAGGUGGGACCACCUUUACCCAUGCAACCCAGCAGUGAUAUGCCGAUACCAAAUUCUGCCACACCGGUGCCUAUUGGAGUAGCUCUAACUGCUACUUCAAGCAGUAAUCCAGUCCCUCUGCAAGCAACAUACCAGGCUAAUCCUACCGUAAGUGCCCCCCCUGCAACUAACCCUCUGUCAGGUAACUACACGUCUGCACCCCCUUCGGCUCCAGCUCCAGCUAACGAGCCUAGUUUCUAGCACCAUCUCAACUGUACUUAUUCAGACAGCAUCGUUCACUUUGAAAUGAGAACAUUUUGAGCCCAAAAUGCAUUUUUAAAAUGCAGAGACUGCUUGUCCUAUGUUUUUUCCUGUUUUUUUUGUUGUGCUCUUUUAAUGGAUAUUGAUUGGGUUGGCUUAUUCAAUCCGCGUAAUAUAUGUUCUCUAACUCUAGUGGAGCUCUCAAAUAGGUUGGUCAAGUGGGGUUUGAGUUCAGUUCUUCUCGGUUCAGGCUACUUUGUGUUCAAGGUUACUUCUGGUGUUUAGGUCAGUUUGGCUUGCAUUGGGAAAUGCAUAUUCAUGACUUAGUGUCAUUUGUUUUAAUCGACUCGACGAGUUUUGAGUGUUUA